AUGAUGAGCUUAACUCUGCUUCUUAGUUACACUUCUCUGGUCUUCCUGCUGAAUAUUAGGUGUGGAAGUAGCUUUGUGGUCGAUUUCCACCAAAGGCCGCGGAACUACCAUAUUUUGGGUAGCAAAAAUGAUGGGGGAAAUAAUAAUGAUCUUCCCACGGUUGCCAUUGUUGGAUCUGGCGCCGUCGGAGGAUAUUAUGGAGCACGGUUGUGGGAAACGGGUGCCUAUUCGGUCAAGUUCCAAAUGCGUGGGGAAAAUUACCAAGCAAGUGUCCAGAAUGGCUUCAAUGUGACAUCGGUACUCGGCAAUAUCUAUAUCCCUCCAGAGUCUUUGCAAGCCUAUGAAUCCACCGACGAAAUUGGUCCUGUCGAUUGGGUUAUAGUGGCUCUCAAGAGUACUGCCGUGGAUGCCAUUCCUGAUCUUAUUUAUCCCUUGCUACAACCAAGUACGCGUGUACUGGCCAUUAUGAAUGGAAUGAUUGAGGAUGAUCUGUUGCAACAGUUGAAAAAGAGAGCUUCCGAGGAUGAUGAUGAUACAAAUGAAGGAACCAUCCAGUGCUGUGGUGCCAUUUAUGGAGGUAUGGCUCUGGUCUGCAGUAACCGAAUAACACCGGGUCAUGUCGACCAUUCUUACGCAGGCCUACUCAGUGGUGGAGUGGCGGCAUACAAUCCCGAUCAAACCAAUCCACAAGAGAAUGAAGAGGCUUUCAAUCAACUGUGGGAACCAACCAGUAUUGACACCGCCUACGAACCGUCUCUAUUGAGAGGACGAUGGAAGAAAAUGGUGUGGAAUCUACCCUUUAAUGGAAUCAGUGUGGCGUUGGGAGGAGUCACUGUCGACAAGAUUGUCACGGAUCCAGGGUUACGGAGAUUGGCCUACACCGUCAUGGAUGAGACAAUUGCUGCCGCCAAUGCCGAUCUUGUCAAACACGGCGAGCAAGACUUUUUGGGAGAAAAAGAAAAGAAACAAAUGAUGGACCUCAGUGAUGCAAUGGGACCGUACAGAACUUCGACGAUGAUUGAUUUUACAGAACGCAAUUCGAUGGAAGUGCGAUACUUGUUCCGAAAACCGGUGGAAAGAGCCAACAAGUUGAAUGUCCCUGUCCCACAUCUCGAAACGCUUGUGACACAGAUUGAGUUCUUCCAGAAACAAUACAAUCUAUUUUGA
This is a messenger RNA of Seminavis robusta, 1167 nucleotides long. Lineage: Eukaryota; Bacillariophyta; Bacillariophyceae; Naviculales; Naviculaceae. The record is from the annotation of a GenBank genome assembly.